AUGGAGCCCAGGACCCCUGCACCCUCGGCGGCCUCUGCGAAGAGCCACAGGGCCGGCAGCAUGCAGACCACGAGCCUGCCCGAGGCCGGCGUGUGCUCCCUGGCGCUGCCCUCAGACCUGCAGCUGGACCGUCGCGGCGCCGAGGGGCCAGAGGCCGAGCGGCUGCGGGCAGCCCGAGUCCAGGAGCAGGUCCGAGCCCGGCUCCAGCAGCUGGGCCAGCAGCCGCGGUACAAUGGGGCGACUGAGCCCGAGGGGGUGGCCGAGAUGGCCAGAGGCGCGUCCCGCGGCUACUACCAUACCCUGCAGACCGGCUUCAGCUCCCGCUCCCAGGGCCUGAGCGCGGAAGGCGGCUCGAGCUUCCGGCCCAUCGCCAAGCCCGCCUACAGCCCGGCCUCCUGGUCCUCCCGCUCGGCCGUGGACCUGAGCUCCAGUCGGAGGCUGAGCUCCGCCCACAACGGGGGCAGCGCCUUCGGGGCGGUGGGGUACGGGGCAGCCCAGCAGGGGCCCCCCAUGCCCGGCCGGCCCAUGUCCUUUCACGAGCGUGGCGGGGCUGGGGGCCGCGCGGACUACGACGCCCUGUCCCUGCGCUCCCUGCGGCUGGGGCCUGCGGGCGGGGACGACCGCUACAGCGUGGUGUCCGAACAGCUGGAGCCGGCGGCCCCCGCCAGCUAUAGGGCGUUUGCCUACGAGCGCCAGGCCAGCUCCAGCUCCAGCCGGGCAGGGGGGCUGGACUGGCCCGAGUCUUCUGAAGGGCCUCCCAGCCGGACCAUCCGUGCCCCGGCCAUGCGGACACUGCAGCGAUUCCAGAGCAGCCACCGCAGCCGCGGGGGUGUAGGGGUGGGCCCGGGCGGGGGCCUGGAGCCCAUCGCCCGGGCGCCCUCCGUCCGCAGCCUCAGCCUCAGCCUGGCCGACUCGGGCCACCUGCCGGACGUGCGUGGGCUGGACAGCUACGGCGGCCAUCGUACUCUGCAGAGGCUCAGCUCAGGCUUUGACGACAUUGACCUGCCCUCCGCCGUCAAGUACCUCAUGGCCUCGGACCCCAACCUGCAGGUGCUGGGCGCAGCGUACAUCCAGCACAAGUGCUACAGCGAUGCCGCAGCCAAAAAGCAGGCCCGCAGCCUCCAGGCGGUGCCCCGGCUGGUGAGGCUCUUCAACCACGCCAACCAGGAGGUGCAGCGCCACGCCACGGGCGCCAUGCGCAACCUCAUCUACGACAACGCCGACAACAAGCUGGCGCUCGUGGAGGAGAACGGCAUCUUCGAGCUGCUGCGGACGCUGCGCGAGCAGGACGACGAGCUGCGCAAGAACGUGACAGGCAUCCUGUGGAACCUGUCCUCCAGCGACCACCUGAAGGACCGCCUGGCGCGGGACACGCUGGAGCAGCUCACGGACCUGGUGCUCAGCCCGCUGUCGGGCGGGGGGCCGCCGCUGCAGCAGCAGAACGCCUCGGAGGCCGAGAUCUUCUACAACGCCACGGGCUUCCUGCGGAACCUCAGCUCGGCCUCCCAGGCCACUCGCCAGAAGAUGCGCGAGUGCCACGGGCUGGUGGACGCCCUGGUCACCUACAUCAACCACGCGCUGGACGUGGGCAAGUGCGAGGACAAGAGCGUGGAGAACGCCGUGUGCGUGCUGAGGAACCUGUCCUACCGCCUGUACGACGAGAUGCCCCCGUCCGCCCUGCAGCGCCUGGAGGGCCGCGGCCGCCGCGACCUGGCGGGGGCGCCGCCCGAGGUGGUCGGCUGCUUCACCCCGCAGAGCCGGCGGCUCCGGGAGCUGCCCCUCACGGCCGACGCGCUGACCUUCGCCGAGGUGUCCAAGGACCCCAAGGGCCUCGAGUGGCUCUGGAGCCCCCAGAUCGUGGGGCUGUACAACCGCCUGCUGCAGCGCUGCGAGCUGAACCGGCACACGACGGAGGCGGCCGCCGGGGCGCUGCAGAACGUGACGGCGGGAGACCGCAGGUGGGCGGGCGUGCUGAGCCGCCUGGCUCUGGAGCAGGAGCGCAUCCUAAACCCUCUGCUGGACCGCGUUCGGACCGCUGACCACCACCAGCUGCGCUCACUGACCGGCCUCAUCCGGAACCUGUCUCGGAACGCCAGGAACAAGGAUGAGAUGUCCACCAAGGUGGUGAGUCACCUGAUCGAGAAGCUGCCGGGCAGCGUGGGUGAGAAGUGCCCCCCUGCCGACGUGCUGGUGAACAUCAUCGCGGUGCUCAACAACCUGGUGGUGGCCAGCCCCGUGGCUGCCCGGGACCUGCUCUACUUUGAUGGCCUCCGCAAGUUGGUCUUCAUCAAGAAGAAGCGGGACAGCCCCGACAGUGAGAAGUCCUCCCGGGCCGCCUCCAGCCUCCUGACCAACCUGUGGCAGUAUAACAAGCUGCACCGAGACUUCCGCGCGAAGGGCUACCGCAAAGAGGACUUCCUGGGCCCGUAG
Messenger RNA from Talpa occidentalis (Iberian mole), 2430 nucleotides. It is a transcript of the gene PKP3, whose product is annotated as plakophilin 3. Gene Ontology annotation, molecular function: cadherin binding. The record is from RefSeq and is a predicted model, not a curated record. Gene Ontology annotation, cellular component: cytoplasm; adherens junction; nucleus. Gene Ontology annotation, biological process: cell-cell junction assembly; cell-cell adhesion. NCBI's taxonomy places the organism in Eukaryota, Metazoa, Chordata, Mammalia, Eulipotyphla, Talpidae.